Molecule: messenger RNA, 5490 nt
Organism: Haliotis rufescens (red abalone)
Lineage: Eukaryota; Metazoa; Mollusca; Gastropoda; Lepetellida; Haliotidae
Product: rasGAP-activating-like protein 1
Exons: 20
Coding region: 66-2513 (815 amino acids)
Biological process (GO): regulation of GTPase activity; intracellular signal transduction
Source: RefSeq, a predicted model, not a curated record
CAACUUCCGCAAACCAAAACAACAAUGAGGAACUCGCUCGAUACCGAAUUAUUGAACGGCUAAACAUGUUUUCAAAGCACACAACCCUUUACUUACGAAUCUCAGAAGCAAAGAACUUGCUGUCGAAAGACCUAAAUGGCAAAAGUGAUCCUUACUGUGUGUUAAAAGUUGAUAAUGAAGUCAUAGCCAGGACAGUGACCGUGUACAAGAGCUUGGAGCCUCUGUGGGGGGAGGAAUUCACCCUUCACAUGCCCUGUGGCUUCCGUGACCUUGCAAUCUACGUCUACGAUGAGGACAGAGUCAGUGGUGAUGACAUCAUCGGCACAAUCUCCAUCACGAAGCAAAUGAUCCAUGAGCAGAGGACAUCUAAUGGACUAGAACGAUGGUUCCCCUUGCUGAAAGCCAACAAGGACCUGGAGAUUCAGGGAGAAAUCCUCCUGGAAUACGGAAUACGAUCCUCCGAGAACAUGUCCAGCAGUCAUCUCGUUCUCACAGUGGUGGAGGGCAGAGACUUAGCUCCAAAAGACAAGACUGGUUACUCCGAUCCAUACAUCACCAUUGAAUGCCUUGACCAAAGUAAAACUACCUCAAGUCAGAAGAAGACUAGAUUCCCCGAAUGGCACGAGACUUUCACCUUCCUGCUUCCAUCAGCAGACGUUGACUUCACCGUCACGAUCACCGUCAUGGACAAAGACCGUAUUCGCAGUGACGAUUUCAUGGGAAGGAUCCAUCUCCGAGCAGAUGACGUUCCCGAGGGCAGUUCCACCAGGAAGUGGCACUCAGUGGCUCACAAGACCCUCACGGCAACUGAGAUACGCAGAUGCAGUAAGAUCGAUCGUGGCAAGUUACGUCUGAAGCUGCAGCUGCUGGAGGAGCUGGUGCUGCCUUCGUCCUGCUACCAUCCCGUCACAGAUCUGCUGUUCCAGGCCAUCAAACUAGAGAACUGUGAACUAGGUUUGUACAUAUGGCGCACUCUGGCAAAGAACAGGACUCUAGAGCUCAGCGAGGUUGCAGGAUCACUCAUCCGAUUUUCACUCAGCCAUGAUGUAGUGGUUGACUUCCUCGACCGAGUGACACGAAUGGAUGUGGAGGACACAGCCAAUCCAAACACCUUGUUCAGGGGGAACACUCUAGCUACCAAGUCUAUGGACCAGUUUAUGAAGAUCGUAGGAAUGCCAUACCUGCAUCACACUCUGUCCAAUGAGAUUGACCGGAUCUUCAGUGAGAAGAAGACUGUGGAACUGGACCCUCAUAGGGUCAACAGUGUCAGAAGACGACACAGUAUUCACCGCGAGUCGGAGGAGAACAUCCUCCAGUCUAGUCAGGAGGUGCUGGAGGGCUACAUGGGGGACAUCAUGGAGCGCAUCAUCCACUCCGCCCGCGACUGCCCCCACAUCAUGAGGAUGGUGUUCCGCAACCUCCAGAUGACCGUCAGGAAGAAGUGGCCCGAGACAGAGUACGAGGACAUUCCAUACCUGGCUGUAAGCGGCUUCCUCUUUCUCCGGUUCUUCGCUCCAGCCAUCUUGUCCCCGAAGUUGUUCUCCCUCCACCCAAUACAUGCCAACAGGAAGAUCAGUCGAACCCUCACCCUGCUGGCGAAGCUGACCCAGAGCAUGGGGAACCUGAACGUCCAGGGCAAGGAGACCUGGCUGGAGCCCCUAGCACCACUCAUACAUACUUACGUUGGCUGUGUCAGAGAGUUUAUUGACGACCUGGUCACAGUAUUUGAUUCUGACAAGAACCACCGAUGUUCAGGCCUGUCCCCGACCCACCAGAAGGAUGAAGUGAUACUGAGGCAUGGUGUGCUACUGAAGUGCCGCUACAAGACCAAGUCCUGGCUGCGACCCCUUGUCUUCAAGAAGUGCAACUUCUGGCUCACUCGAACCACCUUGUCUUACACCAAGUCACAGUCAGAAGAGGCAAGGAAGGUGAUCCCCGUGUCCCAGGUGUGUGCAGUAGAGAAGCUGGACUAUGGAGCCCUCAGCAAGUCUAACAUGGGCCAGAUCCUCAUCCGUGACCCCGAGGACACCAACAACCUGGACUACGGCAUCCUCUACUUUCAGGCCAAGGAUGUGAAUGAGCUGACAUCCUGGAUGUCGGCCAUCAGGAAGACAUGUCAGUUUAACCAGUGCCGAGUUGAAGCCUACCACCCCGGGGUUUACAAGGGAGAGAAGUGGAGCUGCUGCCACAGGCCACUACCUACAGCAACUGGGUGUAGUCAGACAUAUCACGGAGUGAUGUUGGGAGACUGGCAGGAUCCCCUGGACCCUCGGCUGGAGACACAGAUCAUCUUCUCACAGCUCCUCAACAGCAGGGACAACCUCAGAAAGGAGCAGAUCGAGCUUCAGCUGGAGUUGACCAGACGGGGGGCAGAGGGCUCUGAGAAUUACGUCACCAGCCAGGGUCAACCCAUAGACAAAAAGUUGAAAACAAUUGGUCAAAUCCUGGAUGUUAUUGAACAGCUGACAAUGUCCCACGAGACAUUUAGUGAAAUGCCGGAGCUCCAUCACUAGGAUUGUGUACUUGAAACAUUCCAGAUGAGUCACAUUCCUGAAACAUGUCCGAACAGCAGCUGUAUUCCUGAACUAAGGAAUACAUGAAACAUAUCAAAACAACAAUUGUACAAGAUGUACAAAAAAGCCAAUACUGACAUGUCCCGAAGAAGAUUGUAUGUCUGAAACAUGUCAAAAAUACAAUUGUGAUUGCGAAUCAUGGUCCAAUCAUAAUUGUAUACAUGACACAUGUCCCACUAACACUUGUAUUUCAAAAAACUAUUAAAACAACAUUUGUAUUCCUUCAAUGUCAAAGAAUGAAAAUGUCAAAGCACUGUUAUUCCUCAGUGUUAUUGGUAAAUGUCAAUGUUACUGGGACAAUUGCAAUUUACCACACCUACAUGAUAAGAAGAUCAGCUUGAUCUUAAUCACUAGGACAAGCUCAGAUGGAACUUAGCUUCAUCACUAGGACAAGCUGUAUGGACCACAGCUUCAUCACUAUGACAUGCUCAGAUGGACCAUAGCUUCAUCACUACGACAUGCUCAGAUGGACCAGAGUUUCAUCACUAGGAUAUACUCAGAUGGACCACAGCUUCAUCAGUAAGACAAGCUCAGAUGGACCACAUCUUCAUCACUAGGACAUGCUCAGAUGGACCAAAGUUUUAUCUCUAAGACAAGCUCAGAUGGACCACAGCUUCAUCAGUAGCACAAGCUCAGAUGGACCACAGCUUCAUCACUAGGACAAGCUCAGAUGGACCACAGCUUCAUCAGUAGCACAAGCUCAGAUGGACCACAGCUUCAUCAGUAAGACAAGCUCAGAUGGACCACAUCUUCAUCACUAGGACAUGCUCAGAUGGACCAAAGUUUUAUCUCUAAGACAAGCUCAGAUGGACCACAGCUUCAUCAGUAGCACAAGCUCAGAUGGACCACAGCUUCAUCAGUAAGACAAGCUCAGAUGGACCAAAGCUUCAUCACUAGGACAAGCUCAGAUGGACCCAUUCUUCAUCAGUAAGACAAGCUCAGAUGGACCGACGCUUCAUUAACAGCACUAGCUCAGAUUGGCCAGAGUUUCAUGACUAGGAUAAGCUCAUAUGACCACAGCUUCACCACUAGGACAAGCUCAGAUGGACUGGCCUUUUCACAUGAACAAUCUCAGCUGUAAUGUCCGCUGACAUCGACUGCAAGUCAUUCAAGAAGUCAAAAAACACUCAGAAUGUCCACUCCGUCAACAUUCUGACAUGAAAGUUUAACUUUCUUAGAAUACUUUCUCCAUGUAACUGUGAUGAACCUGCCUCAUAGACAAUCUAUUUACUCCUACUUGACUUUUAGAUCUUAUAGGUGCAGCUAACACUUGGUGUUCUUUCACCACAUUCCAGAUGCCGAUCCUGUCUUAUUGACGGGGGUACACACAUCGACCAUGUCGCUUGUUCAACAAGAAGUGUGUUCAGCGAACUUUGUCAAUUCAAUAUAUCUCUGUUGAUAGGGGUACUCACAUCGACUAUGUCGCCCAUUCCACAAGAAAUGUGUUCAGCGAACUUUGUCAAUUUAUAUAUAUCAGUAUCUCUUUAUUUUUGACAUUUUGAGAUUUUUAAUCUGUGCUAUUUUCCAUGUCAAAGUUUUUUGUCUUUUAUAUUGCAAUAUUUUAGAAAUGUAAAUCGUCUCAGUGUAGCUUAAACUGCAGCGUUCUGAUCCUUGGUUUAGUAGAGGAUUGUUUCACAGACGGUUCCGAGAAACAGCUACUUACUUGGAAAUAUUUUAUAAUAUUGUUUAUGUUGUCAAAAAGUCAAAUGCCCUAUACCUUAAAAUACUCAUAUGGCGAUGCAUGACAUAAUAUUCAAUUAUACAGUCCACUGUGAAUUUGUGAACAUUGUUUAGAAGUUAAUUGUUCCAAUAUUAUACCAGCCUUUGUGAAUUUGUGAACAUCAUAUAGAGGUUAAUUGUUUCCAUAUUACACAGACCUUUGUGAAUUUCUUGAACGUCGUUUACAGAUAAAUUGUUUCCAUAUCAUAGUGACCUAUGUUAAUUUGUAAAUUGUUUCCAUAUCAUAGUGACCUAUGUUAAUUUGUAAAUUGUUUCCAUAUCAUAGUGACCUAUGUUAAUUUGUAAAUUGUUUCAAUAUCAAAGUGACCUAUGUUAAUUUGUGAACGUCGUGUAGAGAUUAAUUGUUUCCAUAUUACACAUGCCACUGUGAAUGAGAGAACAUCGUGUAGAGGUGAAAUGUUUCAAUAUUCUACUGGCCUUUGUGAAUUUCUUUCAUGUGUAGGUCAUUUGUUUCAAACAGUCAUGCUUUUGUGAACAUCAUUUAGCAAUUAUUUGUUUCAAUUAUAUUGGCCUUUUUUAAUUUUAGCAAAACCAUUGAGGAAUUAUCUGUUUCAGUGACACAAGGCCUUAGUGAAUUUUAUCAACAUCAUUCAGAGAUAGUAAAAUAUGUAUGAUUGAAGUUUACUGGCCAACUUGAACUUUGUAAAAAUUAUAAGGUGCAAAGUGGUUAUGUUGUAUGCACAAAGGGAAUGUUGUUAUGUAUUAUCUGCAUGGAUAUUUGUGGCUCUCAUGACAGUUGCAGAAAAUAGUAUCAAAGGGUUUUCUUAUGUCAGGCUAAAAUAAUAUUACACUUGGUUCACAGGCACUGCCCGUAUCAUCAGAAUGUUUGCAGCACGUUUUGUUUUUAUUUCCAUUUAAAAAAAGAUCCCAAUUCUUGAAAACAAUAUGAUCCAAUAGAGCAUGGGCGGAUACAGCUUUUUUGAAAAGGGGGUGCACAAUUAAGAUCUAUUUAAUGUCUUUGGUGGUAUUUUAUACAGAAACAAAGAUUUUUUUCGAAAUAAAAAGGGGCGGUGCGCACCCCCGCACCCCCCUUCUGUAUCCGCCCAUGUAGAGCAUGCAGUUACUUUCCUGUACAUGGGCACUGCUUUACUGUGCAUCUCACGUGAUGGCGGGGCCACGGGUGGCCCAGUCGUCUAAGGCGCCGCGAUUUGAUGUGCAGAGUUGUGUCCCUUGGGUA